Leptidea sinapis is the source of this 728-nucleotide messenger RNA. It is a transcript of the gene EloC, whose product is annotated as elongin-C. Gene Ontology annotation, molecular function: protein-macromolecule adaptor activity. Gene Ontology annotation, biological process: ubiquitin-dependent protein catabolic process. The coding region runs from base 187 to 606 and encodes 139 amino acids. The record is from RefSeq and is a predicted model, not a curated record. Gene Ontology annotation, cellular component: elongin complex. The transcript is spliced from 4 exons. Lineage: Eukaryota; Metazoa; Arthropoda; Insecta; Lepidoptera; Pieridae.
AUUAUUUGCAACUUAUUUAGGAGACUAACCUAAAAGUUAAAUAUUCAAAGCCAAACGUCAAACCUGAAACUAGAAAUAGUAUUUUUCUGAUGAAGUUCAAUUUAUAGGUAUUAAAAUCGGAGUUAAAUAACUUUAAUAUUCAGAUAUUAUUUAGUCGGACAAAAUUCUGGUCAUUAAAUAACUAAGAUGUCAGAUGCCAACGUAGGAUCGAUGGCAGCAUCUGCUUUAAGUGUAGGGGAAGAUCGAUCUACAAGUAUUCCAGCUGGAUCAGAUGAAAAGGAGAAGUAUUAUGGAGGCUGUGAGGGCCCAGAUGCUAUGUAUGUGAAGCUUGUUUCAUCAGAUGGUCAUGAGUUUAUUGUCAAACGAGAGCAUGCACUUACAUCUGGGACUAUCAAAGCAAUGUUGAGUGGUCCAGGACAGUUUGCUGAGAAUGAGGCUAAUGAAGUUAAUUUUAGGGAGAUACCGUCACAUGUAUUGCAGAAGGUGUGUAUGUAUUUCACAUACAAGGUCCGUUACACAAACUCGUCUACAGAGAUCCCGGAGUUCCCCAUUGCACCCGAAAUAGCCCUAGAACUGCUUAUGGCUGCUAACUUCUUGGACUGUUAAAACUUGUCAGGAUCAUUGUCUAUAUGUAUUAAUGUAUUAUUAAUAGACAUGGGCUUAAACAUAUGUUUUUUACCGUUUAAAUUAAACCUAAUAUUUAAUACCAAUAAAUCUAUUCAAGGUUA